This is a messenger RNA of Paramecium sonneborni, 274 nucleotides long. The record is from the annotation of a GenBank genome assembly. Lineage: Eukaryota; Ciliophora; Oligohymenophorea; Peniculida; Parameciidae.
AUGAACAACCAACUCUUUUAAGUUAAAAUUUUGUAUAUGAUGGAUUCAAUACCCCAAAAGUAUGAAUCAUAUACUAUUCAGAUUCAAUGCUUGUAUCAUAAAGGAAAUAUCUUAACCAAUUUUUGUUCAUGCAUUUAAUGUUUAUUACCAUUAUGUCCAUAAUGUGUAAAUGUUUGGAGAAUGUCUUAAAUACUGUUUAUAAAGAUAUUGUUUAAGAAAGUAUAUUUAUCAUUUUUAUUUUUUUAGCUAAUUUCUUUGCUAAAAGUUAUUUUGA